Molecule: messenger RNA, 2204 nt
Organism: Neogale vison (American mink)
Lineage: Eukaryota; Metazoa; Chordata; Mammalia; Carnivora; Mustelidae
Product: maestro heat-like repeat-containing protein family member 1
Exons: 20
Coding region: 52-2046 (664 amino acids)
Cellular component (GO): cytoplasm
Source: RefSeq, a predicted model, not a curated record
AGUGGCUGUGGAGGUAUAAACUUGGAAUCCCAGCUGGAAAAUAUUACAGACAUGCUGUUCAAUCAGCUGAGUGAAACAGUCCAGGAGUCAGAGCCUCACUCUGCACGGAACCAUGUCUUUGCCCUGAAGGCUUUCUACACCCUAUCCAAGUUAUACAAUGAUCAGGUGGUAUUCUUAAUACAAAAGACCAUGAAAACCAGUGAUCCAGCCAAGAUAGUAUCAGCCCUUCAAGUUUUCAUGGAUGUGUUCCCGGAAGUGCCCCAGACAGAGCAACUGAAGAACGAAGUGAUGCAUUCCGUCAUCAUCGUGAUUCAGGACGAUCUCAAACCAGUACGGAAGGCCCUCCUGCACUUCAUCGAGAUGCUGGGCCGGCAUGACUACUUGGCCAUGCCCCAGGGGAAUAUCAUCAUCGACUAUGUCAUCAAGCUCAGCGAGUCUGCCUGCUCUAAUGAAGAGGACAUCCAACGAAUGUGUUCCGAAAUCCUACAGAUGGUGUCCUUGCCCAAACUGAUCACCUUGGCAUGCCAGCCCAGCCACACCUUGGCCUUCAUGCUGCUGAGUAAGAUAGCCACAAACAUGGCUCUGAAGGCCCGGUCCCUGGGCCAGGUUCCCUAUCUAAGCAGCUUCCACCUCAGCCCUACCCAGUUCAUCUCCCCACAGAAACUUCUGACCCAUCUUGUGGUGUUUGCCCUGAAGUCCUAUAGUGAAAGGGAGCUUGGGAUAAGCUCUCUAAGGCUACUACAUGCCCUGCAUCCUAUCACCUCCUUGCACCCUGUUAUCAACUCAAAUGUGGGCCAGCUGUGGAUGAAGGAGAUCCCCCAGAUGUUGCAGAUUCUGGAUGAUCACACUAAGAAGAAUCUGGAUCAGGAGGAGUGGGAGGACAGGCUGCUCCAGGAUUUUCUAUAUAAAUUCUUUGGAUUUACCUUGCGGACCUCAAGGAAUAUGAAACUGGUGAAGACUAUGCUUUCCUCUAUCCUACAAAGUGUCCAUGAAGACCUGCAGGAGAGGGAGGGCAUUGCUACGGCACUGAGUAUCGUGUCCAUGAAGUAUCUGAAGAUAGUCCUGGACCAACUUCAAGAGUACAGUGCUAUCCUCACGGACAAGGGCUCGUCAUUCAUCCUCAAACUAAUGAAGGAACAUCAGCAAAGGGAAUGGGGGUUGGUCUGUAACAUCAUCUACUUAAGCUAUAGCAAGAUUAUUUUCAAGAGCAAGGGAGGCAUUGUCACGCAUUUGGACAACAUCCUGACUUUGGCGCUCCAACACUACCGCAACUGCAUUGUUGAAAAGGAUGAGAACCUGAAGCUGGAGUACCUGGGCGCCUUGAGCAAGCUAACAAACAUCAUUAGCAGCCACCCUAUGGCCUUUCAGUUCAAGUUCGUUCAGAAACUAGAAAUUGUAACCUUCAUGGUGCUGUUAUUCCUGGGCAUUACUGUUUCAUUACAUUUUUACUACUUCCUCCUGGAUUGUAGAAAUCUCAGUCCCCUCACAGAGGUGGAAGAAAGAACAGAUCUUCUCCGAACAUGCUGUAAGAGUGUGCUCUGCCUGCCACCCACAGAAGUUUUGCUGAAGGAGGCAUCCAGUUCCCAGGAGGCCAAAGACACUGUGGAUUUGUACAGGGAGACCCUGCAAUCCCUUCUAAAGCUAAUGGAGACACUUAUUUUUGAGAUGCCUUCUCGGAUCCAGAACUCCUUGGAGGUUCUGGACACAUGGCUGAAUUCCCAAAAGGACAAUGAGAGGGAACGGGCCAUGUGGUGUGCUGCCCGUAUUCUUGGCUUCACUGCAAAAAUGAAUAACGUUGGAAUGGACAUCGAGUUCACUCGGCUGGGGCGUUUGGUAAGGCUGCUGGCCAUGCGCUGCCAGGACCCAGUGGACAACAUCUGCUUCCUGUCUGCACAGGCUGUCUACAACCUCUACUGUAUCCUCCUGCUGCAAAAGCAGAUGGGAAGGAAAAAACAGGGCUUGUGGGAAGAAGAGGGCACGAGUGAAGUCUAUAGCCCCAACGUGUUCUAUAACAACACCUUUGAGAUUGCCAAGCCUGGCCUGUGAACUCUUGCCUUGGGGGAUGUUUUCCGCUUGUUCCCACCACCCUCCCCCUAAGCAUCCUGGGCCCUAAUGCGCCUUUCUUACCCGUUCUCCCCCAGAAGCAUCUGCUUCAUGCUAACAAUGCUUUGUGAGUGAUGUGUAGGUUCAGCCCCUGCCUCAAA